Phycomyces blakesleeanus NRRL 1555(-) is the source of this 918-nucleotide messenger RNA. RefSeq lists its product as hypothetical. Gene Ontology annotation, biological process: double-strand break repair via homologous recombination; peptidyl-serine dephosphorylation. The transcript has 9 exons. Lineage: Eukaryota; Fungi; Mucoromycota; Mucoromycetes; Mucorales; Phycomycetaceae. Gene Ontology annotation, cellular component: nucleus; cytoplasm. The coding region runs from base 1 to 918 and encodes 305 amino acids. Gene Ontology annotation, molecular function: protein serine/threonine phosphatase activity. The record is from RefSeq and is a predicted model, not a curated record.
AUGGGACAGCUUGAUAGACAACUCGAUCAAUUGCGUCGUGGUGAAAUCAUCUCUGAGCAGGAAGUUAAAGAAUUGUGCAACAAAGCAAGGGAGAUCUUGAUUGAAGAAAGCAAUGUCCAGCGGGUAGAUGCCCCAGUGACGAUUUGUGGCGACAUUCACGGUCAAUUUCAUGACCUCAAGGAGCUUUUCAAAGUAGGAGGCGAAUGCCCAGAAACCAACUAUCUGUUUAUGGGUGAUUUUGUCGAUCGUGGCUUGUAUUCCGUCGAAACUUUUCUUUUACUCCUUGCCCUCAAGGUGCGCUACCCUGACCGAAUAACAUUAAUCCGUGGAAACCAUGAAAGUCGACAGAUCACACAAGUCUAUGGCUUUUAUGAAGAAUGUUUGCGUAAAUUUGGAUCUGCUAAUGUGUGGCGUUACUGCUGCGAGAUUUUUGACUAUCUCAGUUUGAGUGCUAUUAUUGAUGACAAGAUCUUUUGCGUUCAUGGAGGUCUUUCACCAAGUAUCACAACCCUUGAUCAGAUUCGGACCAUCGAUAGAAAACAAGAGGUCCCACACGAUGGUGCCAUGUGUGACUUAUUAUGGUCUGAUCCAGAAGAAAUCGAAGGAUGGGGGUAUAGUCCGCGCGGCGCAGGCUAUUUGUUUGGAGGAGACGUUGUCAAUGGUUUCUUACAAACAAACAAUCUUGAGCUUAUUGCUCGUGCUCAUCAAUUGGUGAUGGAAGGCUACAAGCUUAUGUUCAAAGAUACCAUUGUUACAGUUUGGUCAGCACCCAACUACUGUUAUCGUUGUGGAAACGUUGCAGCGAUAUUGAAGUUAGACGAUAAUCUUAACAAGGAGUACAAGAUGUUUGAUGCAGCACCUCAACAAGAUUUCAGAGGUCUACCAAUCAAGAAGUCAGUUCCUGAUUACUUCCUCUAA